CUUGGGGUGAUAAACAAGUAAAUCCGUGGAGGGAUUGAUCUUGUGGUGGCCGCCCGUGUCACGCACAUCACCUUUCUCAUUUGCAAACUUCCCUGCAUCCCCCCACCCGCCACCACCAUGAAAAUCUCCUUCUUCUCCGUCCGCAAGUACGACAAGGAGUCCAUCAUCGCCAUGCACGAGACCCUCGGACUCAAGCACGAGCUGCAAUUCUUUUCCCAUCGCCUCAAGCCCGAGACCGCCUUGUUGGCUGAUGGCAGCGACGCCGUCGUAAUCUUCGUCAACGACACGGCCAACGAAGCCGUGAUCCGCAAGCUGGCGUCGCUUGGGGUGAAGGCACUGCUCCUCCGAUGCGCUGGUUUCGACAUGGUAGACCUGCCAACGGCCAAGGAGGUCGGUCUGCCCGUCCUUCGCGUCCCCGCGUACUCGCCGUACGCUGUCGCAGAACACGCGGCGGGCUUGAUGAUGACGCUGAACCGCAAGUACCACCGCGCGUACAACCGCACCCGCGAAUUCAACUUCAACCUCCAAGGCUUGCUCGGGUUUGACCUGCACGGCAAGACUGUGGGAGUCAUUGGCACUGGCAAAAUCGGCGUCCUCUUUGGCAAGAUUUGUCUGGGCUUUGGGUGCAAUGUCAUUGCCCACGACGUGUACGAGAGCGACGAAGCCAAGGCCCUUGGCAUUAAGUACGUCACGUUGGACCAGUUGCUGGAAACGUCCGACAUCAUUUCGCUCCACUGCCCCCUCUUCCCCACCACCAAGUACAUGAUCAACGAGUACACAAUUCGCCAAAUGAAGAAAGGUGUGAUGCUCAUCAACACGAGCCGCGGCGGUCUCUUGAACACGACGGCGAUCCUCCAAGGCCUCAAGACGGGUCAUAUUGGAUCGUUGGCACUCGAUGUGUUUGAAGGCGAGAACGACAUCUUUUACGAAGACCAUUCGGGGGAAAUCCUAGCGGACGAACAGUUUACCAAGCUGUUUACGUUCCCGAACGUGCUGAUCACGGGCCACCAAGCGUACUUUACCAAGGAAGCGCUCGACAACAUUGCCAAGACCACGUUCGACAACGCCGAAGCCGUCUUGACCAACGGGCCGUAUGUGAACGAAGUCAAAAAGUAGAAGCCAUUCCUUGUCGCUUUGCUUAGUAAUUUUAAUACCGAGAGUCGUCGUACAUUUUGAAA
Aphanomyces astaci is the source of this 1178-nucleotide messenger RNA. RefSeq lists its product as hypothetical. Bases 118 to 1116 code for a protein of 332 amino acids. Lineage: Eukaryota; Oomycota; Saprolegniomycetes; Saprolegniales; Verrucalvaceae. The transcript has 6 exons. The record is from RefSeq and is a predicted model, not a curated record. Gene Ontology annotation, molecular function: oxidoreductase activity, acting on the CH-OH group of donors, NAD or NADP as acceptor; NAD binding.